AUGACUAAUCUCUUAUCUUUAUCAAAGCGACCGACAGGGAAAAGAAGUCGAAAGGAAGCAAGAAAGACGAACAAACGAGCAAAGAUGGCGCGCGGGAGUAGGAUAAGCGCAGAUGGCGGUGCGGAUGGAGGGGAUGCAGCUGUUGGGGCUGAUGCUAUACCCCAGGAAGAUCCCCAGGCUUACAACUCGGAGGAAGACUCAGACUUCGACGAGCAAGCAGCAGCUCAAGAUGCGGCGGAGAGCGCAUCAGAAGCUGAAGGAGAAGGAGGAGAUGUGGACAGCGAGAGGCCAAGGAAGAAGAGGCGACUAUCUGGUGAAGGUAAUGGGGCGGAUGCGGACAGUGACGAGGAGUUCGCGGAACCUGAGCUGGAGUCCGGAGACGAAGCUAUGAUACGACGUGCAAAGGAGAGAAAGGAAAAGAGACGGGCCCAGAAAACUGGCAGUGGAGCUGCAAACGGUGCAGCAGGCAGCGAAAGUGAUGACUUUGACACAGACGACGAUGAUGAGGGUGGCGAGGGAGGAUUUGUUCGCACUCGAAGGAUGCGCAUGAGGGUGCAAGAAGAGAAAAAGGCACUGGCAAAAACCGAUGGCGCUACAAUUGACGUUGACUCAAUAUGGCAGCAGAUGAACCGGCCGCAGACACAGAGUGCGGCGAAUGAGACGAAAAGCAAUAACGCAGAUAGCAUCACGGGGGAAACACAAGCUACGUCCUCGAAUCUCCCGCUGGAAGAAAUGAUAACCAUACGGCGGACGUACAAGUUCGCUGGGGAAAUGAUAACUGAGGAGAAAGUCGUUCCGAAGGACUCUGCUGAAGCGAAGCUCUACUUCUCUACAUUGAAUGCAGCUAAGAAGAAGGCUAAAGGAGCAGAAGGAGAAGCAGAUACAGCUACAGAUACAGACUCAAAGGCGGAUGGGGAUGGGGAGGUGAAAAAGCCGCUACGACGACCGCUCCGACGGUUCUCCCGCUUCGACCCUAACCCGCCGGACGCUAUCAAGAAGAGCUGGGAGAAACAGGCUGCCGUCGAGACACCUGGGGAAGAAGGAAACACAGCCAAGGGCCCCAAACUGAACACUGUGAUGAAGUCGAAACUCGACUGGGCCGCGUACGUUGACCGGGAGGGCAUCAAAGACGACCUAGAUGUACACAGCAAGGCGAAGGAGGGCUAUAUGGACCGGAUGGACUUCCUGGGCCGUGUAGACGCAAAGAGGGAGGAAGAACGACGGAAUGCGAGACUGAAGAAUGCUGGCUAUUGA
Molecule: messenger RNA, 1254 nt
Organism: Trichophyton benhamiae CBS 112371
Lineage: Eukaryota; Fungi; Ascomycota; Eurotiomycetes; Onygenales; Arthrodermataceae
Exons: 2
Coding region: 1-1254 (417 amino acids)
Source: RefSeq, a predicted model, not a curated record